This is a messenger RNA of Prionailurus viverrinus (fishing cat), 2079 nucleotides long. RefSeq names its product leiomodin 2 (gene LMOD2). Gene Ontology annotation, biological process: muscle contraction; myofibril assembly; pointed-end actin filament capping. Gene Ontology annotation, cellular component: striated muscle thin filament; myofibril. Lineage: Eukaryota; Metazoa; Chordata; Mammalia; Carnivora; Felidae. The record is from RefSeq and is a predicted model, not a curated record. Gene Ontology annotation, molecular function: tropomyosin binding; actin binding.
CCUUGAAUGCCUGGUUCUCCAAGCUCCUUGUGGGUCUGACAAAGCAGGGACCAUGUCUACCUUUGGCUACAGGAGAGGACUUAGCAAAUAUGAAUCCAUCGAUGAGGAUGAACUUCUCGCUUCCCUGUCAGCUGAGGAGCUGAAGGAGCUAGAGAGGGAGUUGGAAGACAUUGAACCUGAUCACAGCCUUCCCGUGGGGCUAAGGCAAAAGAGUCUGACCGAGAAAACCCCCACGGGGACAUUCAGCAGAGAGGCACUGAUGGCCUAUUGGGAAAAGGAGUCCCAAAAACUCUUGGAGAAGGAGAGGCUGGGGGAGUGUGGAAAGGUAGAAGAAGACAAGGAAGAGAGUGAGGAAGAGCUUGUUUUCACUGGAAGUAACAGUGAGAUUUCUGAGGAGGUGUAUACAGAAGAGGAGGAGGAGGAGGAGGAGGAGGAGGAGGAAGAGGAGGAAGAGGAAGGAACAGCUGAGAAGGAGAAAGGUAUUAAUGGAACUGUAAAUUAUGAUAGCACCGAUUCUGAUAACUCUAAGCCAAAGACAUUUAAAAGUCAAAUCGAAAACAUAAAUUUGACCAAUGGCCACAGUGGAAGGAACACAGAGUCGCCAGCUGCCAUUCACCCUUGCGGAAAUCCUACCGUGAUUGAGGAUGCCUUGGAAAAGAUAAGGAACGACGACCCUGACACCACAGAGGUCAACUUGAACAACAUCGAGAACAUCACGUCGCAGACCCUCGCCCGCUUCGCCGAGGCACUCAAGGGCAACACAGUGGUGAAGACCUUCAGUCUGGCCAACACACGCGCGGACGACAGCGCGGCCAUGGCCAUUGCGGAAAUGCUCAAAGUCAACCGGUACAUCACCAACGUCAACGUGGAGUCCAACUUUAUCACGGGCAAGGGGAUCCUGGCCAUCAUGAGGGCUCUGCAGCACAACACGGUGCUCACGGAGCUCCGCUUCCACAACCAGAGGCACAUCAUGGGCAGCCAGGUGGAGAUGGAGAUCGUCAAGCUGCUCAGGGAGAACACCACGCUGCUGAGACUGGGUUACCAUUUUGAACUCCCAGGACCAAGAAUGAGCAUGACGAGCCUCUUAACGAGAAAUAUGGAUAAACAGAGGCAGAAGCGGAUGCAGGAACAAAAACAGCAAGAGGGCUGUGAUGGAGGAGCCAAUCUUAGGACCAAAGUCUGGCAGAGAGGAACACCUGGCUCUUCCCCUCAUGCAUCUCCCAGGCACUCUCCCUGGUCAUCCCCCAAACUCCCCAAGAAAGUCCAAACUGUGAGGAGGAGCCGCCCUCCAUCUCCUGUGGUCCCACCCCCUCCUCCUCCCCCACCCCCCCCUCCUCCUCCUCCUCCUCCCCAAAAGCUGCCACCUCCUCCCCCACCCCCCCCUCCUCCGCUCCCAGAGAAAAAACUCAUCACUCGAAACAUUGCAGAAGUCAUCAAACAACAGGAGAGUGCCCAGCGGGCAUUACAAAAUGGACGGAAGAAGAAAAAAGGGAAAAAGGUUAAGAAACAGCCAAACAAUAUCCUAAAGGAAAUUAAAAAUUCCCUGAGGUCAGUGCAAGAGAAGAAAAUGGAAGACACUUCCCGACCUUCUACCCCACUGAGAUCAGCUCAUGAGAAUCUCAUGGAAGCUAUUCGGGGAAGCAGCAUAAAACAGCUAAGGCGGGUGGAAGUUCCAGAAGCUCUGCGAUAAAAACAUGAUCUUGAGAAGAGGAUGCAGAAUCAUUCAGCGGUAUUAAAUCGAAUGCAUUGUGACCUGUUUCUAAAGUACCUUCUUCAGUUUGAAAUGUUUCCUGACUUUAAAAAUAACCUCACCCAUUAAUUCCAAAAAGAAUUUUAAGAAACAAUCAGCAUGUUUCUUCUGUAAAUAUGAAAAUAAACUACUUUUUUAUGUUAUGAGAUUUGUAUUGGCAAGAAGCAGUUUAUUUAAAGAUGCUCUUAUAUCCCUGGAUGUGUUGGUAACUCCGAGCUGUUGUGAGUUAAUGAAAUGUGCUGUUAUUUUUGUAAUCCCAAUAAAUUUGGAUUGAAGUUUUUGGGUUUUUUUAAAACAAACUAAUUUUUGUGUGUUUGAGUUGAUGCAUA